AUGUCUAGAUAUUCGCUGCGCCAGACGCCCAGAAAGAAGGAACUCUUCAAAGGUAUGGUGGAGACACCCACUGCGUCGCGACGGUCAUCGCGUCGUCAGUCCUCGUUCCCUCCUGAGCUACUAUCCGACCCCGACAACGAGUCCAGCUCGGCCAGCGACAUGCCCACGCGCUCUCGAUCUUUGCGCCGACGCACUGCCAAGCUCACCGAAGGGGACGAGCAGGCAAAGGCCCACACCAAUGGCAAACCUGUCAAGGAGGACGAGGUUGCUGCUUCCAAUGGCGCCCCUGACAAGUCGGCCCCGAAAUCGACUCCCAAGAAGCAGGCUGCGCCAAAGUCAGCCGAGGCCGGCGUCAUUGACGGAUGGCGCGAGGGCCAGGACCCCAAGGUUGACUACUCUGGCGAGUUCGAGUUCGGCGGUUCUGUUGGCACUCUGGCCAUGAUGAUCCUGUUCCCGCUUCUGAUGUGGUACAUGUGGAUUGGGGCUACCUACUACAAUGGCAAGCUCCCUUCCAGAGCUCCUGGCCAGACUUGGGCUUCCUUUGGAGCUCAGCUCGUCAACUACGUGUACACUGGCGCAUUCCCUCACGCAAAAGCUUGGUUCUGGUAUUGGUCCUAUCUCGUCUUCCAGGGUGCUUGCUACUGCUUGCUCCCCGGUGUCUGGGGCUGGGGCAAGCCGCUUCCUCACGAGGGGGGCAAGCAGCUCAAGUACUACUGCAACGCCUUCGUCACGCUCUACUUUACACUUGCCGCCCUGGCCAUGCUGCACUUCACCGGCAUCUGGCCGCUAUACAACGCCAUUGAUGAAUUUGGUCCCCUCCUGUCUGUUGCCAUCCUGAGCGGCUUUCUCGUCAGCUUUGCGGCUUAUCUCUCCGCCCUCUACCGCGGAAAGGAACACCGCAUGACGGGCUACCCCAUCUAUGACUUUUUCAUGGGAGCCGAGCUGAACCCCCGCAUUUUUGACGUGCUGGACUUCAAGAUGUUUUGCGAAGUUCGCAUGCCGUGGUACUUCCUCCUCAUUCUCAGCCUGGGCGCCGCCGCACGCCAAUGGGAGCGCUACGGCUACGUCUCCGGCGAAGUCAUGUUCCUCGUCAUGGCCCACUACCUCUACGCCAAUGCCUGCGCCAAGGGUGAGGAGCUCAUCAUCACCACCUGGGACAUGUACUACGAGAAGUGGGGGUUCAUGCUCAUCUUCUGGAACCUCGCCGGGGUGCCGCUGUCCUACUGCCACUGCACCAUCUACCUUGCCAACCACGAUCCGUCCGAGUACCACUGGAACCGCUGGUUCCUAGCUUUCAUGUACAUUGCCUACCUGUUCUGGUACUGGGUCUGGGACAGCUGCAACAGUCAGAAGAACCGGUUCCGCGCAAUGGAGCGCGGAAAGAUGGUGGCCCGCAGGACCUUCCCUCAGGUUCCGUGGCAGACACUGCAGAAUCCCCAGACCAUCGUGACUCCCAACGGUACCAUCCUCGUCGACGGCUGGUACGGUCUUGCCCGCAAGAUUCACUACACCGCCGACGUGUGGUUCGCCAUAUCCUGGGGCUUGAUCACCGGAUUCGAGUCAGUCCCCCCCCUCGCCCGCCCUGCAAAGUCUAACGCGUCAACAGGAGUCCGUUUCCUUGGUUCUACCCAGUCUUUUUCUGCUGCAUGA
Messenger RNA from Metarhizium album ARSEF 1941, 1650 nucleotides. RefSeq names its product Delta(24(24(1)))-sterol reductase. The record is from RefSeq and is a predicted model, not a curated record. Gene Ontology annotation, molecular function: Delta24(24-1) sterol reductase activity. Bases 1 to 1650 code for a protein of 549 amino acids. The transcript has 2 exons. Lineage: Eukaryota; Fungi; Ascomycota; Sordariomycetes; Hypocreales; Clavicipitaceae. Gene Ontology annotation, cellular component: endoplasmic reticulum membrane. Gene Ontology annotation, biological process: ergosterol biosynthetic process.